Zea mays is the source of this 1531-nucleotide messenger RNA. RefSeq lists its product as uncharacterized. The record is from RefSeq and is marked validated. Gene Ontology annotation, biological process: ribosome biogenesis; cytosolic ribosome assembly. Lineage: Eukaryota; Viridiplantae; Streptophyta; Magnoliopsida; Poales; Poaceae. Bases 174 to 1241 code for a protein of 355 amino acids. The transcript is spliced from 5 exons.
CUAGACUGUAGCCCUUAAUCGAAACCGUCCCCAACCCUUCUUCCUCCACGCUCUCGUCUCCGCCGCGCUAGGAACUUCCAACUCCCAAGCCCAGCCGCCUGCCUAGGGUUAAGGUCGCCCCUCCGCCCCCUCGCUCCGCUCGUGACCGGCAGGGUUCGUCGCCGCCGUUGGAUAUGUCGCGGACGCUGGUGCAGCCGGUGGGGCAGAAGCGCCUCACCAACGUGGCUGUGGUGCGGCUGCGCAAGCACGGCCAGCGCUUCGAGAUCGCCUGCUUCCCAAACAAGGUGCUCUCGUGGCGCUCCCGCGUCGAGAAGGACAUCGACGAGGUGCUCCAGUCCCACACCGUCUACUCCAACGUCUCCAAGGGCAUCCUCGCCAACUCCAAGGAACUCGCCAAGGCCUUCGGCACCGACGACCUUACCCAAAUCUGCAUCGAGAUUCUGGAGAAAGGGGAACUCCAGGUCUCCGGCAAGGAGAGGGAGGCGCAGCUCUCCAGCCAGUUCCGCGACAUCGCAACUAUUGUCAUGGAGAAGACCAUCAACCCAGAGACCCGCCGCCCCUACACCAUCACCAUGAUCGAGCGCCUCAUGCACGAGAUACACUUCGCCGUCGACCCAAACCUCACCUCCAAGGAACAGGCUCUAAAAGUUAUCAAGAAGCUCACAGAGCAUUUCCCCAUAAAGCGUGCACCGCUAAGGGUGCGGUUCACUGCACCAAAACCCAAUUUUCCAGGCCUUACGGAGAAGAUUGGCGGAUGGAAUGCUACCAUAAUUUCAAAGGAUGAAUUGAGCACUCAGCCUUCUAUUGUAUGCGAGAUCGAGCCAUCUCUUCUGCGCUCAUGUGAGGAGCGGUUGAAGGAUGUCCAAGGGAGGGUCGAAGUGCUGUCUGUCUCCACGCACGUAGAAAGUGGCCCAUCUGUGGAACAACACAACAGUGUGGAAGUGCCACACGCGGCUCCUGUAAAGGAACCUGAUGCUGUUGCUCAGAUAAGUGAGACCAUGCAGAAACAGAGCAUUUCUACUGAAAGCCAGGGCAAUGCACAAGGCAAGCAACAGAGAAGGUGCAAGGAGUGUGAUGUACUCGUGGAGGACAAGCUUUACAGAGAGCACUGCAAGAGUGGGUGGCACAAACACAACUACACACGCCACAAGAAUGGGCUCCCGCCUCUCAGCCAAGAGGAGUGUAUGGUGGAGAUGGAAUUGGCCGACUCCAAGAAAGACCUUAAAGACUACGAUUUCUGAUGAGGAUGGUUAACAAGGGGUGCACAGGGCAUGAAGUUGUUUCCAAUCCGUUUUUAUUUUAACGAGGAAGUGAGGAGUGAGGCACAUGGUCGUUUUCUGAUGCUGUAUAGGAAUUAUUAGAAUGAGAUGGUUUAGCCACAUCUUUGAACUGAGGGUAGAACCUGUCUGUCUGUGGAUUGCUUUGGCUUUGUAUCGUGGACGAGUGAACUUGGUAGUGGCAUUCCAAAUUCGACAUUCUAUGCGGGCUAGAAACUUCGCUUGUUUUAAUACUUAUCGGCAUCCUUUCUUUU